Messenger RNA from Tribolium castaneum (red flour beetle), 1274 nucleotides. RefSeq names its product cuticle protein 19.8. Gene Ontology annotation, cellular component: extracellular matrix. The record is from RefSeq and is a predicted model, not a curated record. The transcript has 5 exons. Lineage: Eukaryota; Metazoa; Arthropoda; Insecta; Coleoptera; Tenebrionidae. The coding region runs from base 101 to 1165 and encodes 354 amino acids.
CCAUAUUAUCACUCCGGACAAUAAUUCGUGUAGGUAUAUAAGACCGUACCAAAACGUACCAAAGUCAGAACAAGUUGAACCAUUCAACAGAAACAACAAAAUGUUCGCUAAAGUUUUGUGUGCCAUUAGUUUGUUGGUGGUGGUUUCUGCCGCCCCUCAGGAUUACCACCACGGCCAUGCCUCCUCUUAUUCUUCCCUCACCCAGCACCACACCCUUGGACACGCCGCCCCCGUUCUUGCCGCCGUGCACGCCGCCCCAGUAGUACACGCUGUGCAUGCCGCCCCCGUAGUACACGCUGUGCAUGCCGCCCCCGUGGUACACGCCGUGCAUGCCGCCCCCAUCCAUCAUGAAGACCAUCAUUAUGCCCACCCUAAAUACGAAUUCAAAUACGGUGUUGAAGACCACCACACUGGUGAUAUCAAACAACAGCACGAAACCCGUGAUGGGGAUGUUGUCAAGGGUGAAUACUCCCUCCAUGAACCCGAUGGUACCAUUUUGACCGUUCACUACACCGCUGACCAUCACAAUGGGUUCAAUGCCGUCGUUGAAAGGAAAGGAGACGCCGCUCAUCCUCAACAUGUUAAAGUUCUUGCUCCCGUUCAUCAUUAUUCAGUUCGAAUCAAAGCAUUCAAGCGUAACAAUAUGUACUCGAAAAUCGUGAGCUUUGCCGCUUUGGUGGCUUUCGUCAGCGCCGCCCCCCAGUACCACCACGGCCCUACCGCCUCCUACACCGUCAAACAACAGCACACCUACCACCACACCCCCCUUGUGGCCGUCCAUGCCGCCCCCGUCCACCACGUCCCGGUGGUGCACGCCGCCCCCGUUGUCCAUGCCCUUCCUGUAGUCCACGCCGCCCCCGUGGUACACGCCGUGCAUGCCGCCCCCAUCCAUCAUGAAGACCAUCAUUAUGCCCACCCUAAAUACGAAUUCAAAUACGGUGUUGAGGACCACCACACUGGUGACAUUAAACAACAACAUGAAACCCGUGAUGGGGAUGUUGUCAAGGGUGAAUACUCCCUCCAUGAACCCGAUGGUACCAUUUUGACCGUCCACUACACCGCUGAUAAGCACAAUGGGUUCAAUGCUGUUGUUGAGAGGAAAGGACACGCCGCUCAUCCUCAACAUGUAGCCAAGGCUUUAGUCGCCCUCCCCCUUCAUCACUAGGAAAUGAAAAAAUCAUCCCAUCUGCCAUUCGUUCAUCUGUUUUGUUGACCCUGUUUUAUAGUUUACAUAUUGUAUAGUUUUAUUUUGAUAAAAUAAUUACAUAAAAAUA